AUGCUGUCUCUGUGGGCCGGGGCUAUCAUCCUUUGUGGGUAUAUAGUCAUACGCGGAUUCUUCUCGCCCCUGUCUACGAUUCCGGGUCCGUGGUAUACUCGUUUUACAAGUUUGUGGCUUAAGUAUCAGGAGUUCACUGCCAAUCGACGAGAGUCAAUUCACCGCUUGCACAAGAUCUAUGGUCCUGUCGUCCGGCUGAGUCCCAAUGAACUAUCGUUUACCAGCCUGGAUGCGAUUAAAGAGAUCUAUGCUUCGGGGGAAGUGGGUAUGACAAGACCGAGUACUAUGAUCUUUUCAGGCAGUUCAAGAUCAAGUAAGCCUUUGCACCGGAGAAAUAGCUGGCAGCCACUAAUACAAAGACUUAGGACAAUGUUUUCUACUUUAUUGAAGGACGAGCACAGCAAAAGAAAACGCAUCUUUGCCGACAGAUACGCCAUGACCAAUAUCAUGAAAGAAAAACCCAUGGCUCUUAUCCACGAACGGGCCAUGACGUUUGUAUCUAAGUGUGUCGAGGGUGGCCAAAAGAGUGUGGAUGUUUACUCUUUGCUUCACUGCUAUGCCCUGGACUGCGUUACGCAUUUCAUGUUCAGCCCCGGCGGCCUGAGAUCUCUCAACGUAGCCGAAGACUUCGAAAUCAUGCACGAACUGACCUAUCAUCAGAGUCUGCAAAAAAACCUCCUGGAGUACUAUCUCCCUUUAUUAGCACCCUAUUUCCCAAAGUUCCUCCAUGCCCGCAGCGCCCCAAAAGCAAAUCAAUAUGUCAUAGACAUGGCCGCCCAAAUCGAGCUCGACGACUACUCCUUAAUGGAAAAACUCAAGCGCAAAGAAUCUAACCUGGAACUAAUGCAAGCUGCCGCAGAAUGCAAAGACCACAUGGCAGCCGGCAUCGACACAACGGGGGAUGGCCUAUGUUUCUUAAUGUGGGAGCUCUCGCAACCUCACAAUCUCUAUUUCCAACACAACCUUUACAAGGAGCUUACCGCUGCGCCUGUCAAUGCACCCUUGGAUAGCUAUGUGUAUCUCGAUGCUGUCAUUAAAGAGGCGCUGCGGUGUGCGCCGCCUAUUCCGAUGUCACUGCCUCGCUAUGUGCCUGCUGGUGGAAGGGAGAUCGACGGGUUCUUCGUUCCAGAGCAUACUAUCGUUAGUUGUCAGCCUUAUUCGGUGCAUCGGACGAAUGAGAGUGUCUUCCCUGAGCCUGAUCGUUUCAAUCCUGAUCGGUGGCUUGUUGAAGAGGGGGCUGCUGAGAGGAAUAGGCUAUUCUUUUCGUUUGCUACAGGUGGGAGAGGGUGUACGGGGAAAAAUCUUGCGCUUGUUGAGAUGAAGACACUGCUUCGGGAAGUGUAUUCUCGUUAUCGGACGACGGUGGCCUCGGAUAUGGCUGCUUCUAUGAAGCUGGAUGAUCAGAUCAUCUCUUCGAGGCCCAAGGGGCAGAGCUGCAAGCUGGUCUUUACAGCUAUAGAGUGA
Penicillium psychrosexuale is the source of this 1464-nucleotide messenger RNA. RefSeq names its product cytochrome P450. The record is from RefSeq and is a predicted model, not a curated record. Gene Ontology annotation, molecular function: heme binding; oxidoreductase activity, acting on paired donors, with incorporation or reduction of molecular oxygen; monooxygenase activity. Bases 1 to 1464 code for a protein of 487 amino acids. The transcript has 5 exons. Lineage: Eukaryota; Fungi; Ascomycota; Eurotiomycetes; Eurotiales; Aspergillaceae.